CGAGAACCUGACGUCACUCGAGGCGCAGGGUGAAAGGUCAAACGCGCCCUACGCACUUCCUUUAUUGUCCGUGGCGGCCAUCGAACAGCAUCGCGAUGGGCAAGUUUAUGAAACCUGGGAAAGUGGUUAUGGUCCUUGCAGGGCGUUAUGCAGGACGCAAAGCUGUCAUCGUAAAGAAUGUAGAUGAUGGCACAUCUGACAGGCCUUACAGCCAUGCACUUGUGGCUGGAAUUGACCGCUACCCACGCAAAGUUACCACAAAUAUGGGCAAAAAGAAAAUUGCAAAGCGAUCCAAGAUCAAGUCUUUUGUCAAGGUCUACAACUAUAACCACCUGAUGCCUACCCGAUACUCUGUUGAUAUUCCAUUGGACAAAACCAUUGUCAACAAGGAUGUAUUCAGAGAUCCUGCCCUGAAACGCAAAGCCAGGCGGGAGGCAAAGGUUAAGUUUGAAGAGAGGUACAAGACUGGCAAGAAUAAGUGGUUCUUCCAAAAGCUCAGAUUCUAAGUUGUUUCCGCAUUAUUGUAAAAAUAAAUGUAUAAACACCA
Erpetoichthys calabaricus (reedfish) is the source of this 547-nucleotide messenger RNA. It is a transcript of the gene rpl27, whose product is annotated as ribosomal protein L27. Gene Ontology annotation, molecular function: structural constituent of ribosome. The record is from RefSeq and is a predicted model, not a curated record. The coding region runs from base 96 to 506 and encodes 136 amino acids. Gene Ontology annotation, biological process: translation. The transcript is spliced from 5 exons. Lineage: Eukaryota; Metazoa; Chordata; Cladistia; Polypteriformes; Polypteridae. Gene Ontology annotation, cellular component: ribosome; cytosolic large ribosomal subunit.